Penaeus indicus is the source of this 2524-nucleotide messenger RNA. RefSeq names its product large neutral amino acids transporter small subunit 1-like. NCBI's taxonomy places the organism in Eukaryota, Metazoa, Arthropoda, Malacostraca, Decapoda, Penaeidae. Gene Ontology annotation, biological process: amino acid transmembrane transport. The annotation marks the transcript as partial. Gene Ontology annotation, cellular component: membrane. The record is from RefSeq and is a predicted model, not a curated record. Gene Ontology annotation, molecular function: L-amino acid transmembrane transporter activity. The transcript has 5 exons.
AAAUCUCCCCCGAGCAAUCAUGAUCUCCAUGCCUACUGUCACAAUUAUUUACUUCCUUGCCAAUGUGGCAUACUUCUCUGUCCUGACCCGGACUGAGGUUCUCUCGUCGAAUGCCGUGGCUGUGUCCUUUGGCAACCGUAUGUUGGGCGUGAUGAACUGGACCAUGCCCUUCUUUGUGGCGUGUUCCACCUUUGGUAGUCUCAAUGGAGGGAUCUUUGCCUCAUCUCGCCUCUUUUUUGUUGGUGCUCGCGAGGGCCAUCUACCUCAGGUUCUCUCCCUCAUCAACAUCAAUAAUUUCACACCUGUACCUUCACUCGUCUUCCUGGGCUUCAUGACUGUAUUCAUGUUAAUCACAUCAGAUAUGCAUAUACUGAUCAAUUACAUCUCAUUCAGCGAGUCCCUGUUUAUAUUAAUGUCCAUAGCAGCCCUCCUUUGGCUGCGGUAUAAGGAGCCCAAUCGUCACCGACCCAUUAAGGUUUGGUUGGGAUUCCCCAUCUUGUUCUUCGUCAUCUGCCUUUUCCUUGUGGUCUUACCUAUCAUUCAGCGACCCAUCGAGUUAGGCGUUGCUAUUGGUGUCAUUAUAAUUGGCAUUCCAGUCUACUAUUUUGCCAUAUACCGAGAAGACAAACCAAAAUGGUUUAUCAGAUUUACAGAGAAAGUGACAUUUACGACCCAAAUACUGUGUGCUGGUGUACCUGAGGAAAAGGACAAGUAAAAGUGAAUCAGCGCUUCCCUGUCGUGAAUUAAUUUAGCUUCCAGUCCUCCACAUUUCUUGAUAAUUACCGCCUCUUCUUUCACUGUGCCUUUCCCAUCCAUAAGAGUUUAGGGUUUUCUUAAUUUUGCUUAUGUGAAAUAGCAGAAAUUUAUUUUCAGAAAUGUAAAGUUCUGAUACCCUCUUGUUAUUCUAAAGAUACAGUUGUAUUUGUUUUACAUUUGGAGAAUACUGAUGCACAAAUUUUGUUUUUGUUACAUAUUUAAAGGAGCUAUCUGAUCUGUUAAAAAUCUGUUUAUUUACAUGAAACAUAUAAUACACACAGGCACAAACAAGCCAAAGUAUUGUGAUAAAAGCCAAAAGGUUAUUGCAAGGGAGAGAGAGAGAAAAAAAAAACAUUAAGAAUGAAUGUAGAUGACAGAAGUACUACACUUUUUUUUCUCUUUUUCAAGAAUUCCUCAAAGAAGUUUAACUCAGUUACCUAGUCAUUAUGAAGUUUGUGGAGAUUAUGUCUUAAGCCUAUAGCAAACCCAUUUUUUUCAUGAAUUAGGCAUGGAUUUUAGAAGAUCUUGGAAGUUUUCAAGAACAAUAUUAUUUCUCAUUUAUCUCGCCAAUUGUGGUUUGGCAUUGCCAUCCAUUAUUAUGCUUACAGUAAUUGUAAAGGUAUGUAUGCUGACUAUUUUUUUCCUUUUGUUUUCCAUUCUAAAUCAUUCAUGUUAACCUAUUUUUCUGUGUGGGUUCAUGCAUUCUGUCCUUUUAUGUUAUGGUUAUCGGUAUCACUUACGGUAUCAGUGUCAUUCAGAAGACUUAAGUUAUUGUGUUCGUAAUUUAUGUAUUCAGUAUUUCAACAUUUAUGAUUUGCACAAUAUACCACUACCUACACUUUGGAAAUCAAGAACACCUCUGCUUUCGGAAUAUUGGAAUGCUGCUUCCUUACAUUUGUCAUAUUUGUGAGAUGCUGGUAUGGCAAAUGAAAUAUUUUUGUUGCCUGGUUUUAUUUGUUAAGUUGCAUUCAUUUAUUCACAGUAUUUUUUCCUUAACUUUUUACAGAUUGAUUUUGUUGUUGUUGAAUUAUGAGCGCUGUAUUAUUUUCUUUGAAUUUCAGUACUGAUUGUUUCAGUAAAGUGACUGUCAUUAUUCCAAAUAUUUAACAGGUGAUUUUAACAGAAUAAUGUUCUGUUAUUCCACACACUAUGUAUCAUUGAAAUAGCAAGUUGAUUAAUUAAAUUAAACUUUCUUUUUGUAAAUGCUUUUCCAACAAACCUACAUUGUCUUUCAGAGCUUCCCCUGGCUAUAGUUAUUAGUGUAGGAAUCGUCCUCUUCCUUAUGAUAAUGGAGAAAAUUUACUUGAAUGUGCUUCCGCCAGAACCCAGGCCUGUUUCUUAGUUACACAGUAUAAGUAUGACUACAGCUGAGUGUAAUCAAAUACAUAAUCACAUGAUCAUGGACAAUAAGUUUCCAUUCCAUCUUUUGCAUCCCCUUUUUUAUGUUCAUGUUCCUGCACUACUUUCACUAUAUAUUUUGUUCUCUCCUCCCCCCCCUUUCCACCUCCCCCUUCCCUUUCCCAUUUCUGCCUAUUCCUUCCCUUCCCUUCCCUUCCCACAACUUCCCUUUCCUUACCUUCCCCUUCCCCUUUCUAUCUUUCCCUUCUUUUCCCUUCCCUUCCCUUCCAAUCCCUUCCAAUCCCUUCUCUUCCCUUUCCACAGCUUCCCACAACUUCUCUUUCCUUACCUUUCCCAUCCCUUUCUAUCUUUCCCUUCUCUUCCCUUCCCUUCCCUUCCCUUCCCUUCCCUUCCCUUCCCUUCCCUUCCC